UUAAUUUAGAAAUGAAUUAAAAAUGGGAGCGCAUUGAGUUGGUGUUUCACACGUGCCAUGAUCCCAGGCGUCCUGUCGGAUAGACCCUCUGGCUGGUUCCGUGCAACGGUUGCUAAAUAAGACAAUAUGAUUCGAUUCCACGACAUGGCCUGACACUUGUUUCCGUUCUUCCUGUGUGUUUUGGUCAGUAGGUUGUGCAGUUCCGCAGCCCCGAUCAUGGGCUUUCAAUGUUCGUAUGAACAGGCAUAUGUGUGUACAGCUUCGUGCUUAUUUUCAUGCGCGCUUGCUGAAGGAUUUUUUUCAACGUGCCGAGAGAAGAUUCCAUGCCCUCCAAUUACCAAACACCUUCUGCCUGAACUCUGUGGCGAGAGGGUGCAUGGACGGAGGGCUACAUCCGUAGACCAGAAUAGCAAUCAAUUCAUACUACAUCAAUUCAUUUACGUUGUCAUAACUGUUUCUCCCUUAUCUGCUCCCAAUGACGUUGACAGUCAGAUAUAAUACACGACCCAUGCAUCUCUACGCAAGCUCA
Messenger RNA from Aspergillus pseudonomiae, 529 nucleotides. RefSeq lists its product as uncharacterized. The transcript has a single exon. Lineage: Eukaryota; Fungi; Ascomycota; Eurotiomycetes; Eurotiales; Aspergillaceae. Bases 217 to 498 code for a protein of 93 amino acids. The record is from RefSeq and is a predicted model, not a curated record.